Molecule: messenger RNA, 3835 nt
Organism: Ixodes scapularis (black-legged tick)
Lineage: Eukaryota; Metazoa; Arthropoda; Arachnida; Ixodida; Ixodidae
Exons: 9
Coding region: 176-2791 (871 amino acids)
Molecular function (GO): transcription cis-regulatory region binding
Source: RefSeq, a predicted model, not a curated record
AUUCGCAACGCAAUACGCAUCGCGAAACGCCCGCGCGCCCGCACCGCCUCUGGUGUCAAGCAGCCGUAUCAAUCCUUGUGCGACCGACUCUCGUUUCGAAAUUCGCGUGGAGUGAAUAGAAAUUGCUAAGUUUUGACGUGAUCUACGGAAUUAUCAUGUGAAUCAGUGGGUCAUAAUGACCAAACUAACUCCACCCAAGACUGUUCCCAAGGCAGUGAGCCGCUGCUGCGCCCCGACUUGUGCAAACAGCUCGGACAACACCGACGGCGUGUGCUUUUUCCGAUUCCCCAAAGACGAAGAAAGGUGCAAGAAAUGGGUGGCCAACUGUGGUCGUGCGGACUUGGAGGGCAAGCCGGCGGAGAAGCUGUUUUCCAGCUACUACCUCUGUUCGGCUCACUUCCGCAAGGGCUGUUUCAGCAGCAGAUACCGCAAUCGGCUCGUCUGGAAUGCCGUCCCCACCGUCUUCAAGCACACCGCCAAGGAGGAGCCUCCUCCGGCAGCCAAAGCCACGGCCAAAGCUUCAGCCAACUUGGCCAAGCCGACGCGGGCAGUCACAUCCGUGAGCCAACAGAGGUUCCGACGGUUCUUCGGGUUCGCCAGCAAGCGUCGCACGUCCGUGCAGCUGCGUCCGGGGGCGCCACUGCUCUCGUCGGCGCCGAGCCCCCCCCAGCUAAAAGGAGCCGCCACGAAGGACAUCCCACAGGUGGUAAAGGCAGAGGCGGCAGAGGCUGAAAAUCCCCGACUGCCGGUGUACAUCGAGGACCACCUGUAUGCUGCCCAAACGGCCGCCCACACGGCUGCCUGCGCAGCCGUCCAGCCAGUCUUUAGCACGCGGUUCAGCAUGCCCUCUCCGUCGCAGUCCAACGUGAACAGGGUGCACGAGAUCAUAGUGGACCACUUGGAUGGAGACAGGCUGGUCAUGGACGUCGUCGAGGGGGGCAGCAUCAUGGACGAGAAGGACGCGGAGGCGUUCAAGGCGGCGGUGGAGGCGGCCCUCCCGCUGCUGCAGCUGAGCCAGCAGGUGCCCCUGGGGCCGCCCCCGCGGCAGACGGUGGUGGUGACCACAUCGACCGCGCCCCCCACAUAUGCCCGGCCGAAGGAGGACCCCAGCGGGGAGGAGGCGGAGGGCGGCUCGCCGAGGGUCAGGGCCUCCCGCAAGGGCCCCCGCAUGAUGCAGGAUUUCCUGCUGCCCCACCUGGACAGGGGCACCUUUGGGGAGCGCCUGCAGUGGCUCGACCGGGCCAACGGCGUCUUCCAGAUCGGCUGGUACCACAAGAACGCAGCGCAGUGGACCAAGGAUGACUGCGUUGUGUUCUUGGAAUGGGACAGACUGAAGAAGCGUCCCGUGGCCCAGAAUCCCCACUACUGGAUGGAGGCCAAGCAACGCUUCCGGGCUGCCCUGGGUAAAGUCACGUUUGGGUGGACGCAGCCCCGCUGCAAGGCCACGGGGGGCGAGCUGAAGAAUGUCAAGGUGCGCAAGAUCAAGUGGACCAGAGACAUGCGGCCUCCGCUGGGCGACAACUGGCAGCCCCGGGACCCAAACUGGGCCUGCAUGACCCACGGCAGGGUCCAUCGCCCGACCAUCAGCCGCGUGCGCCGGCAGUCGCCCCCUCCUCAGCUGCCCUACGGCGAAGCCAACGGGGGACGCUGGAACGAGGCUGAGGAGGAGGAGGACUCGUGGGGCGCCCCGGGGGACCCCUGCGUGUGCCACCGCUGCGGCUACACGACCCGCAACCGGCGGGUGUUCCUGCGGCACCGCAUGAUGCACCGGGACGUGCGGGCCUUCUGCUGCCGCUACUGCACCCAGCGCUUUUGCCUGCCGGAGAGCCUCUUCCUGCACCUCCAGGUGCACUCGGAGACGUUCCCGUACUCCUGCUCGAGCUGCGGCGUGAAGACCCGUCUUCUGCUGCAGCUGUGGCGCCACGAGCUUCGGCGCCUGGCGCAGCGGCUCUGCCUGUGCCACCGGUGCGGCCUCGUGUGCCACGUGCGCGAGAACCUCCGCUACCACCUGGCCAAGGCCCACGGCCAGAACCACGUGCCGGCACCCGACCCCAACCGGAAGCUGGCCCCCGUGUGCGCCGGGGAGUUUGGCCGGCCGGCCGCGCCCAAGCCGAAGGGAGGCCGAGCCAAGCCGACCGGCGGCCAGAAGUCGGGGGUCCGCAAGCCGAAGUUGACCGAGCCCAAGUCCACCAAGCCGACUAAGCCAAGAGUGGGCAGGCCGAAAGCUGCGGAGAAGUCGACGGCCGGUAGGCCGAAGGCAAACAAAAUCGGAGGUGCCAAGGGGGCGGCCAGGAAGCCGGCGGCCGCCAAGACUGGUGCCAACAAGUCGGCUCUCGGCAGAGCAACUGCCAAGAAAUCGGUGGCCAUCAAGUCGGAACCCGACGCUGAAGAAGCCGGCAAUACGGAGACGAGCACGCUGGCAGCGAGUAAAGCGGCAGCCGACGCACCGGCCGCCGGAAAACCGAAACCCAAGGAGCUUGAAAUGGGUGCGCAGGAGGACACCGAGGAAGCGGACUCCGGCCAGUGCGAAACCAUCGAGCUGAUAAUCGACGAACUCAGGCGCAGCGAGCCGGGGGCCAAGAAACAGGAGUCGGACGAUGCUCCCGCCACGCAGGAGAGGCCGAAGAAGAAGGCGAAAGCGACCGCCCCGCCGGUCGUGCCGCCGCCCGUGGUGCUGAAGGUGCCGACACAGACGAACCACGCAGGUGUGGUGCUGGCGGGUAUGGUGACGGAGGAGGGGCUUCGCAGGACACAGCGCAUCAGGACGCCCAAGCGCAAGAUCUCGGCGUGACCCGUGCACGCGCGUCGUCCAACUCGAAUGGUUUUUGCCACGAGAAGGUUCGGUGUCGUAGACCUCCCGCGUCGGGUGGAAUGGGGCACUAAACGCACCGGUCAGAGACUGCAACCGUAAUUGCGCGCUGUCGUCGCCUUUUUUUUUUUACAAAAAAAAAAAAGUUUCUAACCUCAACUUUUUUUUUUUUUUUUUCUCGUGUGGAGGUGUGGCGAGGUUUUUCGCAGUCUCGCCAGCACUUUUCAACGAUAAGGAUUGUGCUAAUUUUUGCAUUAGUGUCUUUUUUUUUUUUUUUGUCGCGCGAAGCUUUUUGGAUUGACGUUCUGGUGGCAGUCUUGCAAAUGCUGAGCACCGUCGAAGUGUCGAGAUUGGAAGUCGUCGUUCGGAUGCCUUUGGUCAUAUGAAACAAAACAAAUAUCCGUUUGUGUUCUACCUGGUAAUGAAGUGAGCGUUUUUGACUGUUUGGCACGCUUUCCGGUUCGAUGUAAUGGGCUACCGGUCGCAGUUGAUUGGAAAUGACGGCUUCAAAACAAAUAGGAGCUUAUGUUAAGGCUCGAGCACUUGGAGAGGUUUUAGGAGUCUGAUGUUGUUCUGCGUUUUUUAGUUGUUGCGGUUUGUUGGUGCAUACGAUGCAUUGACACCCGAAAAUUUCUCGCUCGCGAUACGGUAAUACCGUGCUCUUUGUGAAGGUGAAGUUUGUGCCGAAGCAUUUUCUGAGGCACACGGGAUUGUUACUGACAUCAUGGUUUUUAUUGCUGUGCCUGCCAUAAGAGGAUUACCUUGGUGUUCUGUAGAAUUUUUGCAACACUAGGCCUAACCAGGGACUCUGUGUCUGCUAAUGUUCUUGUUUUCCCCCAAACAUUUUUUGUACGAAUUGUAGCACUUUGUUCUUAAGUAUUCUGGUCAGUGUCAUGGCUCAAGCUUGCGGGGAAAGUAUCCAUUAUGUCGAAGCACCGAUUAUGUAUAUCCUGUUUCGUUGGAGUAAAUAAACUUGCAUAGGAUGGAUGCGCUACAAAUGUGCAGCCAGUAUGCAAGCUACAUAUA